AUGAGUCACCGCCAGAUGCACGAACGCGAGCGCCCGUCACACCGACCCGAAAACGCCGAACACCGCCGACCGAGACCGCCUAGCCCGACCCUGCGAACCCCGACCACGACCGCGACGCCGAAGGACCACUACGACACUUUGAACCCGCGCCGCAAAGCGCGAACGGAGCGUUUUCAGCCCCGUACCGGUUCCUCGCUUCACACGGGCACGGCCCGACCGACCCGGUCUCGGAGCCAAUCUUUAUUUCUUCCGAAGGGGCCGCCAGCGCACCGGACGCCGCCCGAGCCACGGCGCUCUACAGGUAUAUUUUUUUCCGUAUCUCCGGACGAGCCGAUUCCACGGACACGGUCCUUUACGAAGAAGAGAACUCUUCCCGGGGCUCUCGGCGACGUCUCCGGGCUCGCUUGCGUCACCGCGGUUUCGCCGGAGAAGCGACGAGACGCCACCGACAUCGCUGCCAGCAGCGCCGCCACCCCGGGGCACUCUCCGAGUCCGGGUUCGGGAAUAUUAACCGAUUAUUUCGACGGAAGGCCGGCCGUUCGUCAUUCGCGGCGUUUUGACCGACUGACCCGUGCUCGACCGCCGUUGGACGGAACCCUUCUCUCCUUCGGUCUUCGAAGGUCUCGUUCGAAUAUUUGCUACUACCACCGAGAUCUGCACCCGCGGUCGGCUCCACCGGGCUCAAAGGCUUCCGUGCUCACCGCGGCGCCCUCCUACUCGUCGCGGCAUCGGUCAGGCGCGCGCAUCGUUUUCGUCAGCGCAAGCGCUCCUCGAAAACGGUCCGGCAUCGGUCCGUCGCUCCAGCGCCAUCCAUUUUCGGGGCCGGUCGAUUCGGCAGGUGAGUUGUUAUGGGCGAAAGCAAAACCCGGGCAACAACCAAAUCGAGUUUGGGCCACGUUCGGCAGCACCGGACUGAGUCCCCCCGCGAUCGCGGUGAGCGGUCCCACCCCGUUUACCCCUGGGCGGUUUCACGUUCUCUUGAACUCUCUCUCCAAAGUUCUUUUCAACUUUCCCUCACGGUACUUGUCGACUAUCGGACUCGUCCCGGUAUUUAGCCUUGGAGACCCAAUUUGGGCUGCGUUCCCAAAAAAUUUUCGGAUCCGAAGGCCGACGCUCGCCGUGAAUGGGCCUGGCACCCGCCGCGGGCGGCCCUGA
Molecule: messenger RNA, 1155 nt
Organism: Acanthosepion pharaonis
Lineage: Eukaryota; Metazoa; Mollusca; Cephalopoda; Sepiida; Sepiidae
Source: the annotation of a GenBank genome assembly